AAUGCUUUUACUCGAAAGUCUCCAAUGGUAGUUAGUUAACCGUGGGUUCCGUGUGGUAGUUGUUUUGUUUUUGCGUCGAGUAGCCGCUGUAUUUCCUUCGUUUCCGGUAACGCGGUUCGUUUCCGGAUAGAUUUCGGUUUCCGGUACCACCAGGGUGACUUACCUAAAGGUAUCAGUACCCGGUUGCGCAUCGGUUAACUUACCUGAUAAGUUUGUGUUGGAUCAAAUCAGUGCCAUUUGUUGAAUGUCUUACUGAAGUAGAAAGGAAUUCGGUUCUGUAGGAGUGUUCAUAUAAAGAAUAAGUUACCUAAUGCUGUAUUGUUACAUUUACAGUGCGGAAAAUCGUGAACUAUAACUAGUACUAGAAGAGAUUUGUGCUCCUCCAGGUAAUAAUUGUUGCAUCACAAGUGAAAGUGGUGUCAUGAAGAACGUGGAUCAGUGGUGUGUCCGUUUUGGAUAAAUUAUUCGUAAUAGCAAUCGGAUUCAUGUGGGGUUCGAAUCAUCAGCAAAAGGGUGGCGCUAUCACACGCCACCCUUCAACAUUGGAGCCCCUUAAUCGAGGCGGGGGUUUCUUGGGGGGCAACAAAAAGUGGAAUACUCGGCCUGCAUCUUGGGCCGCUCCAGUCAAUGUUAAUAUUUUUCCUCCUGAAAGGAAUGGACAUACGCCGCCAGUGAAUGGAGGCGUUGGACGAGGAUUUGCUUCUAAGGUCGAUCCAGAACUAAUAUUCACUAAGCAGGAGCGAAUCGGUAAAGGAUCCUUUGGCGAAGUUUUCAAAGGAAUUGACAAUCGGACGACACAAGUUGUGGCCAUCAAGAUCAUUGAUCUAGAAGAAGCUGAAGAUGAAAUCGAAGAUAUUCAGCAGGAAAUCAUGGUGCUUUCCCAGUGUGACAGCCUUUAUGUCACCAAGUAUUUUGGAUCCUACCUUAAGGGUACAAAAUUGUGGAUUAUCAUGGAAUAUUUGGGAGGUGGCUCAGCAUUGGACUUGAUGAAAGCCGGCAAUUUUGAGGAGAUGCACAUUGCAAUUAUCCUGCGUGAAGUACUGAAAGGGCUGGAUUACUUACAUAGUGAACGCAAACUUCACAGGGACAUCAAAGCGGCAAAUGUGCUGCUAAGUGAGAUGGGAGACGUGAAAUUGGCUGAUUUUGGUGUGGCUGGACAGCUUACCAAUACGACAAGCAAAAGAAAUACGUUUGUGGGGACUCCGUUUUGGAUGGCACCCGAAGUGAUAAAACAGUCGGCUUACGAUUCGAAAGCAGAUAUAUGGUCUCUAGGAAUAACCGCAAUUGAAUUGGCAAAAGGAGAGCCUCCGAACUCAGAACUGCAUCCGAUGAGGGUUCUGUUUCUGAUACCAAAAAAUAGCCCGCCUCAACUUACCGGCAGUUACAGCAAACAGUUCAAAGAGUUUGUGGAGGCGUGCUUGAACAAAGACCCUGAAAAUAGACCGACAGCCAAAGAAUUGCUCAAAUACCCGUUUAUUAGAAAAGCAAAGAAGAAUUCGUAUUUAAUAGAUCUAAUUGAUAGGUAUAAGAAAUGGAAGUGCACGCGAAACGAGGAAAGUGAAACCGAAUCCGAACAUUCAGACUCGGACGAACCCAAACAGGACAGCGAUAUCGAAUCAACCGAUUGGGUUAUGACGGUGAAGGGAAAUCAUUUGAAAAUGCACUCAGAAGAGAUCACAACCUCGAAUCAUAACACGACCUACCAGAAUGGAUCCACCUCAGCCAUUGCUCGAUCGCCUCCUACGGAUGCCAAUUUAAAUCACUACAGACCGGAGAAAACUUUGCAGCCAGUAAGUCAGCCAUCGCAGCCUGUCCAGGACAGUCGAAAGGAGCGAAACGACCGCGACCAUCACCAUCGAAGUGAUAGAGAUCGAGACAAAGAACGGGAGAAACGCAACGCAGCCCCUCAACAAUCAAUUUCAAAAGAAGCCACCCCAUUGGACCAUCGGGGAGAUGUUGGCUUUCAGUCAGAAGUCAGAGAAAGCAAAAAGCAGAGUGUUAAAUCGCCGUCGGGUAAUUCAGGACAAGCUAAAAGCGAUCUGCGAGAGGGUAGACCGUCAACAUUGACCGGAUUUAUUUACCCGUUAAUGUCAGAUUUGCAAAGGAGGCAUCAUUACAAUGGCAGGGGUAGCGCUGAGAGAUCUCACAAGUCAAGCGACGCCAUAGAAGAAUUGAAGAAUGCAUUUGAAAUAGCCGAACGAACGAGUCCUGGUAUCAGCGAUAUGUUUGUGUCCGAACUGGUGCAAAAAUUAGUGCCAUCCAUAUCUGAUCAGAAACUCAAAGGGGUUUUAGACAGAUUGAAACAUUCAGCAUAGAAAAAUUAGAAGGAAUUCAAUGAAAUUUCUGCUAAAUAAAAUAAUUAGUUAACUAAUUCCGACGAAGUUCUAUAGAGUUUUUUUAAUACACCUUUAACAUGACAAUAUUCUGUCCACUAAAUUGUUCUAAACACUUGUAACGGGUUUGAUAUGCAGGCAUUGUGCAUUGAUUUUAUAUAUUAAAUCCGUUGAUUGCGGUCAAUUUAUUGAAAUUAAAUUAUUUAAAUAUACCUACACCGUUAGUGCAUGCUGUUCAAGACCUCCAUAGGAUAUUUUGUAAAUUACUUUAGGAAUCAUUGCCAAGUCCAAGUCAGGAUUGUUGUAUAUAUUGUAUAUCUAGAUUAUCAUAGGGUCAUAUUUUGUCUUGGAAUGUAUUUUUUAUAGAUGUGUAUAUACUAUAAAUAUAUAUAUUUUAUUUUUAAUUAACAGGUGUUCAGUUGUUUUCAACAGUUUGUGAUUUACCAGCAUGCGAUUGUUCAGGAGCAAUUUUUUAAUUUGAUUGUUGAUCCGGCCGACUUUUUUGAAUUUUUGAGCAACUGAAUUAACAGCGAGGUUAUUCAAUAUUGCUUUCAACAUUUGAGAUGAGAUAUUUGUAUUCGCACCAUUUGCACGCUGUUAAAUCACAAACAAACUUAUUGACAUGACUAGAAUAUAACUCUAAGUAUUAAAGAUGUGAAAUAUGUAUAAGCUCAGAAUGUAUGGCAUAUUUUCAGUGUCAAGGAUAGUUUAUCUUUAUUAAAGGAGUGAAAUAUUUAAUGUUCAAUGAACUAUCUGCUGAACUGCAGAGUGGAUAAUUCAAUUAUGUGCAUAUGAAUGUAUUCACCUGCAGUGGGUACGUGUUCACUUUUUAUUGAUUCCAGGAGCUCUUCGUUUACAAGUUUUCUGAUUUGUUGGAACAUUUUUUCAAGAACUAAUGUACUUGCCAUUUUAGAAUAUUCCUUCUAUAAACUGUUGAGUAUAUGCAGAAUGUUAGGGUAUCAAAAUGUCUUUGGUCGAAUUUAAAAUAUCAACAGAACAACUUUUUAAUGUUUUCUUCGUGUUUUAUUUAGCAGAUUUUAUCAGUUUCUGGCAUACUUAGCGCCACAAUGACACACACAUUGAUUUUUUCAGGGCAAUGAAAUGACAAUUCAGAUUAACAGUUUGAAGGAAAAAUAUAUAAUGAUACACAAGAGUAACUGAUCUUGGACUUAAAUGGUAAUUCUAUAAAUAAGUCUAAUUAAAAACUAUCCUUCUAUCCAUGAUAGAUUAGAGACUGUACAGUUCUUUAACGAUACAUUUACUUCUAAUUAUAUUACAGGUAUUAAAAGACUUAUUACUGUACUGAAUACUGUUUAACGGUACAUGAAAGCUAUCGAAAUUAAUACUGGGUUAAGUGUGAUGUUUGUUGAAAGUUCACUCAGAAAUCAGAUGUAAAAGGGUUUAAUGAUGAUCGUAGUUUUACUUGUUUUUUCCCAUUAAUUUGGUGUACGCAAAAAAAAAUCUGAGGAGAUUUUACCACUUGUAAGUUCGUAACCGAAAAUGUUUUAUUCAUUUGUGUCGUCACUAUUCCCGAUUUUUUUCCAAUUAAGUUAAAAAUAAUCCGUUAAUCCAUCAUCCACUGACCUUUUAGUAAUACUGUGAUAUGAGUGAACACAAUAAAAUAGGCUUAUAUAAGAGACGAUCUAAGCACUCUCUUGCAAAGGUUUGUAUUCGAUGUAAAAUAGUAACGUUUGCAAGAGCAGUUGUUACCUCCUUGUUGAUUUAAUUGUUAUUUAGAGUUCCAAUGUAGGUUUAAGUGUAUCACACGGCUUAAGGCCAUUUGGACUUCACUAAUCAUUAACAAAUUAAUUUAGUUUUCCUGUACAAAAAGUAUGUAUAUUAAUAAAGUUUAUUAUUAUUAUUAUUUCAAA
Dendroctonus ponderosae (mountain pine beetle) is the source of this 4204-nucleotide messenger RNA. RefSeq names its product serine/threonine-protein kinase 26 (gene GckIII). The transcript is spliced from 11 exons. Gene Ontology annotation, molecular function: ATP binding; protein kinase activity. Gene Ontology annotation, biological process: protein phosphorylation. Lineage: Eukaryota; Metazoa; Arthropoda; Insecta; Coleoptera; Curculionidae. The record is from RefSeq and is a predicted model, not a curated record. Bases 486 to 2315 code for a protein of 609 amino acids.